Messenger RNA from Hypoxylon fragiforme, 1386 nucleotides. Its product is annotated as glycoside hydrolase family 13 protein. Gene Ontology annotation, biological process: carbohydrate metabolic process. Gene Ontology annotation, molecular function: calcium ion binding; alpha-amylase activity. NCBI's taxonomy places the organism in Eukaryota, Fungi, Ascomycota, Sordariomycetes, Xylariales, Hypoxylaceae. The record is from RefSeq and is a predicted model, not a curated record. The transcript has 3 exons. The coding region runs from base 1 to 1386 and encodes 461 amino acids.
AUGAUCACCUUCUGGGGUUUGUUACUUGCUAUUUCUCACCUUACUUCCAUUGCUACCGCAGCGGAUACAGCGGCUUGGAAAUCUAGAAAUAUUUAUUUUGCUCUCACGGAUCGUGUAGCUCGCAGCAGCCAGGAUACAGGAGGCAAUGCAUGCAGCGACCUCUCGAAAUACUGCGGGGGUACCUUUCAAGGCCUUCAAUCAAAGCUUGAUUACAUCGCUGGCAUGGGCUUUGAUGCUAUUUGGAUUACACCUGUCGUAACAAAUAGUGACGGUGGAUACCAUGGAUAUUGGGCUACAGACCUUUACGGCAUCAACUCUAACUAUGGUACUGCGAGCGACUUGAAAGCUCUGGUCCAGGCGGCCCAUGCUAAGGGAAUCUUGAUGAUGGUGGACGUAGUGGCCAACCAUGUAGGACCAGUCGCUAUCUCGGAUCAUAAGCCGGCACCACUGAACCAACAGAGUUCCUACCACACACAAUGCGAAAUCAACUACUCUAACCAGAAUAGCAUAGAGACAUGCUGGAUCGCGGGCCUCCCCGACGUCAAUACUCAGAACUCCGACAUUCGGAAGCUCUACCAAGAUUGGGUCAGCUGGCUGGUAACAGAGUAUGGCUUCGAUGGCGUUCGGAUCGACACCGUCAAGCACGUGGAGAAGGACUUUUGGCCUGGCUUCUCUUCCGCUGCUGGGGUUUAUACCAUCGGUGAGGUCUUUGAUGGUAACCCAACUUAUGUCUCGGGUUAUGCCAGUCUAAUGUCGGGGCUACUAAACUACCCCAUGUAUUACCCAAUGAACAACUUUUACCAGCAAAAGGGAUCGAGCCAGGCCAUGGUCGACAUGUUCAACCAGGUUAGCUCAAUCUUCCCCGACCCAGCAGCACUUGGCUCGUUUCUAGAUAACCACGACAACGCCCGGUGGUUGAAUUCGAAGAAUGAUAUUUCACUCCUCAAGAAUGCACUUGCCUAUGUUAUCCUUGCCAGAGGGAUUCCCAUCGUGUACUAUGGUACGGAGCAAGGCUAUUCGGGCGGGGCUGAUCCUGCCAACCGAGAAGAUCUUUGGCGUAAUAGUUUCAACACCCAGUCGGAAAUGUACAAGGCCAUCUCGAAACUCUCUGCGGCUAGGAAGUCCGCCGGUGGUCUUGCCGGCAAUGACCAAACCCACUUGUACGUGGCAGAUACCGCAUACGCCUGGAGCAGGGCUGGAGGAAACCUUGUCGUUCUUACUACCAACAGCGGCCUUGGAUCAACUUCCAAUCACUGCUUUAACACACGGGUUAACAACAGGUCAUGGAACAAUACGUUUGGCACUGGAACUUAUACCUCAGACGCAAGCGGAAAUGUCUGCGUUAGUGUUAGCAAUGGUGAGCCUGUUGUUCUUAUUGCCUCUUAG